UACAGGUGUGUCAUUUCCUGUUUGAAGCAACAGUAGCCUACUGUGUAGUACAGAUUGUAGAAGUUAUAAUGCCCAUUUAGUGUAGGCUACUUAAUUUCUUACAAAAAUGGCGCACGAAGAGGAACGUAUACACAUGGAGAAAUUUGCUGACCUGUCCAAUCACGCUGUCCAAGAGUAUGAAGGCCUUCAGAGGGAGCAUGAGAGAGCAGAAAUGGAGUGCAAACGCAUGCAGAUAGAACGAGACGAAGCGGUCAAUAGACUAAAGGAGUUUCAGCGAGUGUCUCAUAUGGUUAUUGAAGAAGUAAACACUAUUCAAGAGAACCUUGAAAUUGAGAGAACGUGCAGAGAAAAUGUGGAGGUGCUGGCCUCCAAGUUGAAACGAGAGAAUCGCUCCUUGAAGAGGAAGAGUAUGCUAUUACUCUCUCACCUGGGAUCAGAAACUAUUGCUGAGAUCAGGUUGGAGGAUGAAGAGAAGGAAGAAGAAAAUGAGGAUUGGGGCAAGGCCUGCUCCUCUGCCCAAUGCCAAAGCAUCAUCACAGAGCUAAGUGAUAAAUUGAAGUUGACGCUAGAAGAGAAAAAACAAGUGGCCAUUAAUCUUGAGGCAACAAGAGAGAAACUAACGGACCUCAGAGAAGAUCUGCAGAAAGAAAGACAUGAUAAUACGGUUUUGAUUGCUGAGACGGUGCGACAAAAGAACCACUUGGCAAAAUACAACAGAGUGUCCUUGUACGCAGUGGAGGAGUAUGAAUCCUUGCAGGAGAAUCUGAACCUAGAGAAAGACCUUAGGGCAGAGGCAGAGAACUUUGCAAGAGAGAUGUUGGUUGAGCAGAGGAAGCUGAGAAGACAAAGUCAGGUCCUGCUGCAGAGUACGAGUCCCGGUGAGGCCCUGCAAUCUGCCCUCAGUGAUGUCAGCAGACUCACUGAAGCCCUGGAGAGAAACACACUGGAGCACCAACAACAGAUGAAGGUGAUGGAGGAGCAGCUUCGAGGCAGCGUGCUGCAAAAGGAGGUGGUGGCAUUGCAACGUCAACUGGAACUAGUGGAGGAGGAGAGGAACGAGAGCAGGAGGACGUGCUUCAAGGCUGAGGGGGAGGCCAAGGAUCUCCGCUAUAUGGUCGAGGAACUUCAGAAGAAACUCCAGGCGGCGAUGAACCCCCCUUUUGCUUCAGCUUUGCCUCCCCCUCCUCCCCCCCCGCCCCCACCCCCUCCACCCAUUUCACAACUGUCCUCCAACCCUCUCAGUGCACUUCUAUCCAUGCUCGUCAAAAGAAAAGAUAACAGUAACAACAUUCCAUUAGUGGUCCAAGACUCCUCCAAAAAGCCAGAGCCGGACAUUAGGCAGCAGGCGGUGGACGAGAUGAUGCAGAGAAUCAAGAAGGGGGUUGCCCUCCGUCCUGUAGGCCAGUCACCCAACAGGGCCAGACCCAUACAGAGAGACAGAGUUCCCUCUAAUUCUGCCAUUCACGAACUCAAAGGAAUUCUGGAGACUAUUAAAAGACCCUCCCCCCAACCUAAAACAGAAUCUCCGUCAACAAACAAUGAAUCAGAGCUGGAGAGAAUUCUUCAGAGACGACGGGGCGCAUUCAAGACCCCACUGGAUAGUAGUCCCCCAUCCUCCCCUCAGACCUUCCCCAGCAGUGUGCUAGACCUCACCAGAGUGAAACAGGCCCAGCGCCAGCCCACGUAUACCUCCCAGGACUUCAGCCCAUGUUAGGCCCAAUCAACUGACCUGACGGCUCGGUGCUUCAAAGGCCCUGAGUAGGAUAUAAGGAUGGACUUGCACCUGCCAAUGCUGCCGCUGCAGUGAGCUCUCUGGCUGAGGGGGGCAGAGCGGACCACUGCCUUGUGACAAACCUUGGUUAGGAAAACAGUGCUGGACUAGCCAACAGACUGAAAUCUCAACAACUCACAGAGUUUGAGUCUCAUAUAUCAAAUUGAUUUACAGAAUUAGAGUUUUUGUUUGUUUGAUCAGUCUCAUUAGGUGUGCAAAUGAAAAAUCUGAUUUACUUUUGACAUUUUAUUUAAUUUAAAUGGAAAGAUAUUUUAAUGAAAGACAAUUUCAAUUAUGCUGACAAUGUAAAAUUCUGACUGAUGCUAGUUUUGGUUGUAAUUGUAUUCAUCACUAAUGCAGUAUGAAAUCAAUGUAAUUCAUCAUUUAAAAAGAAACAAUUAACAUAAAUGUUAAAGAAAGGGGUAAAUACUGAAUAAAAAUAUUUCCUUUGGUACUUGUUUGCAUCCUUGU
Molecule: messenger RNA, 2242 nt
Organism: Hypomesus transpacificus
Lineage: Eukaryota; Metazoa; Chordata; Actinopteri; Osmeriformes; Osmeridae
Gene: shtn1
Product: shootin 1
Source: RefSeq, a predicted model, not a curated record